This is a messenger RNA of Cantharellus anzutake, 1526 nucleotides long. RefSeq lists its product as uncharacterized. The transcript is spliced from 7 exons. The record is from RefSeq and is a predicted model, not a curated record. Gene Ontology annotation, molecular function: RNA polymerase II cis-regulatory region sequence-specific DNA binding; DNA-binding transcription factor activity, RNA polymerase II-specific. Bases 108 to 1127 code for a protein of 339 amino acids. NCBI's taxonomy places the organism in Eukaryota, Fungi, Basidiomycota, Agaricomycetes, Cantharellales, Hydnaceae. Gene Ontology annotation, biological process: regulation of transcription by RNA polymerase II. Gene Ontology annotation, cellular component: nucleus.
AUAAAAUCUCGGAGUCACUCUUCCUCAACCAGCGAGGCAACAAGUGUAUUGCUUCCCCUCCACAAAAGCAUCGAGAUACGUUAGGUAUUUAGAGAGGCCACCCUGGGAUGGCCUCCCCCCCUUCAGCAAGCUCCCGCUCCGAAGCCGAAGAAGUCCUCGAGUCCAUUCGUCUCAAGGGAAUCAAGCGGGUUACCGCCGAGUAUGUCAGGAACGCCCGACAGUCUCGCGUGCCCAAGACUCAGGAGGGCCACAUCCCCCGACCCAUGAAUGCGUUCAUUUUAUUCACGACAAUUUCGCCUGAGCACGAGACACUUCAGUAUUAUCCCCGAAGAAAGGAGCUACUACGACACUUGGGUGACAUUUGGCGUAGUACAGAUUGGAAGAGGAGAAAGCCGUAUCAGGAUGUCGCAACUGAGCUUACAAACGAACACAAAAGGCUCUAUCCUAACUAUAUGUUUAAGCCUCGGCCUAGGAAGAAGUCUAACGUACCCAAGUCACCUACCGGAAAAGACCCGGGCGCUGCUCUUCAACCGAUCUCUACUGAUCCAAAGGUUGGGUGCAAAUUUAGCAUGCCUAACACCAUGGAAGAUGGGCAAAAAAUACAGAACAAUGUUCAUUCAUGGGAUCCUUACGGUCCCCCGCCUCAGAACCUCUUGGAGUACGCUCGCGUCCCAGCCCGCUGUCUCGUGGAAGCCGGCUCUAGCCGAAGCACGCCAGGCGACGUUUCUACUACCAGAACCCUAGAUACGGUCCGAGAAGAGACAUUGGGGAACGAGUUUCUCUACCAGUUCCAUGAAACCCUACAAUCACCUCAACAAGCUUGUUAUGAAACCAGUCCUGCGGACUUGACUUCUCCUACAUCGCCCUCAAAUGACGGUUCUUCCGACGAACUUCGGACACCAUCAACCCAGAGUACUCUGCAGAUAAACCCUCAGACCAGGCCAUUUAAUGAGUUCCGUAUCUCUCAAACCCUGGGAAAGGUGCAUUGUGCGGCCAACUCCACGCCCUCAAGAGUCCUAAAACCGUCGGACUUGCAGGCGGCGACGAGUCCCCCUGACAAUGAUUUGGUGGAAUAUUUGGACGAUUAUAAGACUCACAAUUCCGGCAAUGCGUAUCAGGACAGAUGAGCAGGCUUGCUGGAAUAAGAUUAACAAAGACCUAAAGUAUGGAAGUCGUCAGCACGACUCAUUUUACGCGCCAUUGUAUCGCGAGUUAUCAUCAUCUGAUGAUACCGACUAUUUUGUCCCAAAUGGUCAUCGGCACUAUAGGCCCAGUCCCAAUAAUAUCGAUCGCGAUCCGUUAUGCUUCGAGGACCGAAUCCUCAUUCCUCCAUCUAGUCACUCCUUCAGCACCCACCUGAACGAUCCCUCCAGUUUCCGCUCCCCGCUGAGUGCCCCAUACACUGAACGGCCCUAUCCGCCGAGCCCACUAUCAGGGACACCAGACCAGCAACAAUUCCUGGCUCAAGGGUCUGAUCAGGCCCAAUUCGAUCAAUACCCCUUCGUUGACCCAAGUUUAGGGUACUC